Lobosporangium transversale is the source of this 1345-nucleotide messenger RNA. RefSeq lists its product as hypothetical. The record is from RefSeq and is a predicted model, not a curated record. The transcript has 2 exons. Lineage: Eukaryota; Fungi; Mortierellomycota; Mortierellomycetes; Mortierellales; Mortierellaceae. The coding region runs from base 93 to 1178 and encodes 361 amino acids.
UGCAAUACACCUUUAACUCCAUUACCUUUAAAAAAGAAACUUAAAAGAAAGAGUUAUUCAUAUUCUAUACAGCCAAAAACAAUCAUUCCAAUAUGAAUAGUCUUGCGUCACAUCAGCCAGCCCCACCACCACUCAUUAUCCCUCGGAGGAGACUCUCAGUCCACCAGCGACAAGGACUGACCUCUUCUCCAACUUCUUUGGAUACAGAAAGGGUAGAUCCUAUUCAUUAUUAUUACUACCCUACAGUUGCUUCGUUCGCCAACGGCUCAUACCCGCCGACUUUGUACGCAUUCGAGGCAAACAGUGCUACCAGUGAGGAUAGUCUCAUUAAAGCUUCCGUUUUUGACCACACUGCGGCUGGAAACAAUAACCCAUCUAUGUCGAUUCCCACGGCGAACAAUGCGUAUUCUUUCUCUUCUGGAACCUCCGCUGGCUCGGCCGCUACUCGGGGUCCAGCCCGCCGUCGUCAUUCUGUUGCCAAUGGGGCACCCUGGGCAACAAUCGGCCCAACAGCAACGCUGCCUCCACGUCAUGCACUACAUAUGCCUGUGAUGAAGGUUGAUCCGGCCAUUUGGAGAAGUGAGCAACACCAACGUGAGAUAUAUAGAUUGAUGCACGAGGGGCGAGAAGUGGAGGUGAUGAGGAGAAGGGGCAUUCGCAAUGUAAUGGAUACUACUACAGAAGAAGAUGAACAAAAUGAUGAAGAUAGUGGAGGGGAUAUGUUGGGAGUGGAGCAGACUGCUGAGACCCACGGAGGGUCGUCCCAAUCUUUGGGUGAACAAGAAAAGACUCGACAAGAAUGGGCUAAAAUCGUAGCAGAGCAAACAAAAGAAUAUGAAAUGAUUCUUCAGCAACAGUUACAGCAGCAAUAUGCCAACAACAAUGAGAAUCUCCAGCGAAGAAACACGUGGCCCAGACUAUUAGAACAGCAGCAGUUACAGCUCAAGAUGCCAAGCGAUGUUCUCCAUCCUAUUGUGGGUUCUUCUUCAGGUUCAUUUCAGCAGCAACACCAACUACCAGUUCCAGGACAACAGGUUCAAGGACCUAGUCAAAGGCAAGAUGGCCAUGGGUUCUCCACCUCCAUGUUUGGGCCACUAUCAAGCUCUACAGCAUGGUCUGCCGCACCCACAUUUGCAAUCGACACGCGAAAGCCAUCGUUUAUGGCCUACCGUGGAUAACAACAGACAAAAUAACAACAAAUCAAUGUUCAUACAUGUUUGCUUUUGGUGAUGUUUUUUCAAAUAAAAUAUAGUACAGUCAACAGUGGUUUUUAUGGCCAAAAUCUGCGUGAAUUUGGCCAUGAAUUUUAAAACGUGAAAAUAAAGCCACAUUUGUUAGCGCAUAU